AUGACUGUAGCCACUGUAACCAUAGUCCAAGUUCAUUCAUUUGAUGCCAUUCUGGCUGACAAGGAGUCGAUAAUUCAGGAGAAAAAUAAACAGAUCGAUGAACUGAAGGUGGUCAUUGUGGAAUAUUCCUCAGUUACAGAGCUGUUGAGAGCAGACAAGAUCAAACUGGAGAGUCAAAUGCAAAUGAUGCAGCCUGAUAUGACAAUCCCAGGUCUUUCUCUCUCUGUGGCCUACAGACUAAAUCAAAUGAGUUCAGGUUCUCUUCAGACGGAGUUGGCUCUGGCACAGAAUCCCGUGGAGGGUUUGGAGCAUCUGUCCUCCUCUGUUUGUUUUGCAUCUUCUUUGGAUGAGACUCUAGAUCGUGAGGUUCUUCUGCUUCUUCAAGGCCCGACUCCAGAGCAGCUUUCUCUGGAAUUUAAAACUCUGAUCAGCAGACUGAAAAGGGAGUUUAAGGAAGAUGGCAUCACCUGUCUCACAGCAUUCAGAGGCCUUACAGAGAACAGUGAAACUCAGGAGAUCAAUACCGACUUCAAGAUACAGGGCCUGGAGGUGCAGCUCGAGCAGAGAAGGAGUGACUGGACCCGCAGUCUAGAGCAGUUGGACCAGUACACAGACUCUCUGGAGAGGGAGCUUCUAAAGAUGGCUAGCAACAUGCGACGUUCUCGUACCGAGAUCCUGCACCUGUCUGUCAAGGGAACUCCGUUUGUGGGUAAGGGAGGAAUGCAGAGGCCUUGCACAGCUCUAAAGGAGGAAGACAGACUCCCAGAAUGCACUGGGCCUGAGGACGCCCACGAGCAGGCUGCUCCUCUGCCUCACACCCACAGUCAGUGUGCUGAUGCAUCUUUGAGCUCCGAGACGCCCGGUGAACAGGUGACCUCAGUCAAACACCUUAUUUCAUCUACUGAACCUUCCUCCCUUGUGAACUCGGAGAUGGUAUCUCCCUCUGCGGGCCAGCCUGAAGUUGGGGAUUCCAUUACAGGAAGGACCCAGCAGCCCACUGCCACAAACGGAGGAUCUGAGGGAGAUCGUAUGGCCACCACAGCCGACAUGAGUGACUCGCAGAGACUGAGUGAGGGACAUCUUUCUAAAGUGUCUGCAAAAUCGGACAAGAGUCCCUUGUUGCCAGUAGCAGAGGAAGAGGAGGCCAUGCCAGAGGCGGCGGAGGUGAUAUCAACUGGGGUGAACUCACCAGGCAAGAAGACAGUGGUCACAUCUGAUUCAAACUCUGCAGCCUCAGCUGACUCAUUGAAGGAUCCUUCUGAAAAAGCGAAGGACAUGACCUUUGACCCCACUGUCAAUGAGGGUAAUUUUCCAACAGUCCUUGCUGUGCAAGGCUCCAAAAAAGACCCUCUGACUCUGAGGAACAAGCUCAAGAAGGAAAUGAGCAGUAUGGAAGCCAUUGAGGAGCAAAAAGCUCAGGAGGACGGCGAGCCUUCAGUGGCCACAGAAAAAGAAGGUGACACAUCUGUCAUCUCUGAAAAUGCCAGCGAUUCCACCAAAGAUGACAAGAACAGCCUGUCGCCAAGUGACAAAGAGAUAGAGGCGGAGUUCCACCGGCUCUCUCUGGGCUUCAAAUGUGACAUGUUCACCCUGGAGAAGAGGCUACGCCUGGAGGAACGCUCGCGGGACCUGGCUGAGGAGAACGUCCGGAAGGAAGUGAACAGUUGUAAAGGUCUGCUGCAGGCCCUGAUUCCACGAUGUGAGGAAGAUAACCAGUCCAUGGAGAUCAUCCAUCGUCUGCAAAAGAACCUGGAAGUCCUCAUUCAAUCCAUGACCAGAGUGUCCAGCCGUUCAGAGAUGCUUGGGGCCGUUCAUCAGGAGACCAGAGUGGGUAAAACGGUGGAGGUGAUGAUUCAGCAUGUGGAUAACUUGAGGAGGAUGUAUACCAAGGAGCACGCAGAGCUGUUGGAGCUCAGAGAGAACCUCACGCCGAAUGAGAGGUCCUUUGGGUCCCACACUGAGAGGGAUGAUUUCAGAAACAAGAAGCAGUCAACUGCGAACAUUUUCAAAGUGAGUUAAGGCACAAAACGCACCACUUCAAGGUCG
This is a messenger RNA of Sinocyclocheilus grahami, 2046 nucleotides long. Its product is annotated as lymphoid-restricted membrane protein-like. Bases 1 to 2019 code for a protein of 672 amino acids. Gene Ontology annotation, cellular component: endoplasmic reticulum membrane. The transcript is spliced from 23 exons. The record is from RefSeq and is a predicted model, not a curated record. Lineage: Eukaryota; Metazoa; Chordata; Actinopteri; Cypriniformes; Cyprinidae.